Messenger RNA from Rhagoletis zephyria (snowberry fruit fly), 1617 nucleotides. Its product is annotated as cadherin-89D-like. Gene Ontology annotation, biological process: multicellular organism development; cell migration; homophilic cell-cell adhesion. The record is from RefSeq and is a predicted model, not a curated record. NCBI's taxonomy places the organism in Eukaryota, Metazoa, Arthropoda, Insecta, Diptera, Tephritidae. Gene Ontology annotation, cellular component: membrane; catenin complex. Gene Ontology annotation, molecular function: calcium ion binding; beta-catenin binding; cadherin binding.
AUUUGGACGAAAACGCACUCAUCGAUUAUGCGAUAAUCGAAGGCAAUAACGAGAAUGUAUUCACCAUCGAACGCAACAGCGAGAAUUUGGCUGUAAUUAAGACCACGAAACCCAUCGAUAGGGAAUCCGUGGACUCAUACACUUUAACGCUGAAAUGCUUGAAGCAUGGCGAACCCAGUUUUGCAUACCAGGGCGACGAAUACGAACAUAACGAUCUCUCGCUCAUGCAAGUAACGAUCAAGCUGAUCGACAUAGACGAUAAUUUGCCGCAAUUUCGACAUCAGGAUGCCUCAAUUGGUAUACGCAUUAAUGUGCCUAUCGACACCGUUAUAACAACGGUGCAAGCGAGCGAUCGCGAUGCCGAAGCGCCGCCUAUAAUUUACAGCAUUGACAAUGUGACCUUUGUGCCACAAUUCUACAAGCGCACGCGUAAAAUCGACUCUAGACCGCUGAAGAAUCUCUUUACACUCAACAAUCGUACGGGCGAGCUGCGUACCGGCGGCUCUUUUGCGGACUAUGUUGAUGGGUAUUUCCAGAUGCGUAUACGCGCCAACAAUUCGGAGCGCAUGAAACGUCACACAUUCGAUAAUUUGAAGAUUUUCGUAAUACGCGAUAAAUCUUUGUUAAAAUUUGUUUUCGCACGUCCACCAGGCGAAAUACAAGGCAUCAUACGACCAUUCCAAGAGAAGCUGCAGCAGAAAUUGAAGCCGCUCGGCUUGGAGCUGCACAUACUCGAUACGCAAGUGCUGACACGUGCCGACUACACGCUGGACUUUACAGCGACUAGCUCGUGCUUCCAGAUGUUCAAGAAUGGCGUGGCGAUAUCUUUGCAAGAAAUGCAAAAACUAAUGCAUUCCGAGCAAAUGAAGCAGGAAUUGUUCGAUGUGUAUGUGGAGUAUGGCGUGAGUGAGGUGGAAUUGUGUUCGGUGCGAAAAUUACCAGCGGCGGCGAGCUUGAUGACCUCAGCCGGCACUUGGCUGGUCAUAUUGGCGGCGUUCAUAGGGCUGGCAGCCAUUGUGGCGGCGUGUACCGCAUGCUGUCUGAAGAAGAAAUACAAAAAGCACUCCAAGCGCAGCUUGCAAGCAUCACGCGCACCCACCGAGCCCUAUACGGUGGGUAUGGGUGUGCCAACACUCUACUAUUCGGAACCCAUCUACGGUCAAUUGUCAUAGCAACCAAUUAUUUGGUCUAAUUUAGGAAAAUAUUGAUUACCAAAUUAGCGUAUAAAUACAAAACUCUUAUGGAAUAGUUUUUAAAGACAUAUAUAUAGUUUAUACACAGAUACAUAUGUAUAUGUAUGUAUAUUUUUACUUAUAAAGCAACUAAGUCUUUUAAGUCGCUAAAUAAUCAUAUGGUUAGUAACCAAGACUGCGCAUAUUAUUUAAUUAAUGAACUAAGUCGAAUGGUUAAAAUUAAUAAUAUGCCUGUGAUUCAAUAUUUGUGUAAUAUUACAUAUUUUAAAUUUAUGGCUCAUCUGCUAAAUAGUCUGUAUGUAUUAGUGUGGAAUAUGCCAUUUUUUAAUUAAAUUUCUGUAAAAAAAUAUAAAAAAAACGAUAUUCAAAAUGUAAAUAAGUACCAUUAGUUAAUUUAGUGAGGAAAUAAAAGUUUAGAUUUUAA